This is a messenger RNA of Micropterus dolomieu (smallmouth bass), 3336 nucleotides long. It is a transcript of the gene cdh16, whose product is annotated as cadherin 16, KSP-cadherin. The record is from RefSeq and is a predicted model, not a curated record. Gene Ontology annotation, biological process: calcium-dependent cell-cell adhesion; multicellular organism development; homophilic cell-cell adhesion. Lineage: Eukaryota; Metazoa; Chordata; Actinopteri; Centrarchiformes; Centrarchidae. The transcript is spliced from 18 exons. Gene Ontology annotation, cellular component: catenin complex; adherens junction; plasma membrane. Gene Ontology annotation, molecular function: calcium ion binding; cadherin binding. Bases 78 to 2546 code for a protein of 822 amino acids.
AUGCAAUUUUUCCACCCAAUUUAAACACCUCUCACAGGUCUCAAGAGGAAUACACGCGUUGUUUGGAGAAGGGACUCAUGGCUGACAGAGGAACUACGCCAAUGCUCAUCAUAGCUCUCACAUUGGUGAUACUUUUACACACAUUUGCACCAUGCUCUGGGGCAAGUGUUAAAAUUGGUGUCCCUGAAAACUACGAUGGUAUUUUCCCCUGGUAUCUAGCCAAGCUCCAUAGCCUGCCAGGUAAUUAUAGUGACCUGGUGGUAACAGGGGAUGAUGAGGGGAUAUUUGGAGUCGACGCUCAGUUUCUGUAUGCUCUAAAACCACUGGACAGAGAGAAACAGCCAUCUUACUCUCUGCAGGUGUCCUUCAGAACAUCAGUGCACCGCCAGAGCUUCACCGUCGAAGUGUGUGUUAUCGACAAGAACGACAAUGUGCCGACUUUCAUAGAGGAAAGCAUGAGGGGCAGCGUGCAGCUCGGACUUCUCAAAGGGAUCCCAUUCAUGCAGGUGGGGGCUCUGGAUCGGGAUGACCCCAACACUGCCCACGCUGAGCUGCGGUUCAGCCUCUUGGAACAGACACCCAGGAUUCCCUCCAGCCAAAUGUUCUUCAUCAACUCCAUCACCGGAGAGGUUUCCCUCACUGAAGAAGGAGCCUCUACUCUGGACCCAGAGAUGUGUGGCCGUUACAAACUCUCAGUGAUGGUGAAGGACAUGGCUGGGAAGGCAAACGCUUUCUUCACCACCAGCAUCGUUACUGUUGAGGUGACUGGGAACACCUGGGCAUCGCCCGACCCUGUGAGACUUCAGGAGAACCUCCCAGGCCCCUACCCCAUCCCCAUCUCACAGGUAAAAUGGAGUGGAAGUCAGGCAGAGUACAGUCUGGAGGGGGAGUUUCCAGAGAUGCUAUUCACCAUUAGCAGAGAAGGAGUCAUUUAUCUCAACGCCCCUCUGGACAGGGAGACGCAAGACCAGUUCCAGAUCAGCAUUGUGGUGGAGCGUCCAGAUGGCAGAGAGAUUGCCAAGCCUGUGGAGUUGAGGGUGAUGGUGGGUGACGCCAAUGACAACAGACCCACCUUUCCACAGGCACAGUACCACACUGUGGUCAAGGAACUGGCUGCUCGAGGGACAGAAAUCCUGACAGUGCAGGCAGCCGAUAACGACGAUCCCAAGACAGACAACGUGCGGAUCUUCUACCGUUUGGUCGGACAAAUUCCAGAGAGUCCUCGUGCCCUCUUCAGAGUGGACCGUGACUCAGGGGUCAUCUCCGUCCAAGCAGACAGUAUGGAGGGCACAGCACCUCAAUACACCCUCACCAUCACUGCUGAGGAUGCCAAAGGUCUAAACAGUUCCUGCACUGUGGUUGUGACUGUGCAGGAUGAGAACAACAACCCACCAGUCUUCUCCCAACAUGAGUAUGGGCCCUUUCACAUCCCAGAGAACUCUCCAGUGGGCACCACAGUAACAGCUGUGCUGGCAGGGGAUGCAGAUGUUCGAGGAGGAGACAGCUGGCAGGUGGACUACCUUUUAGAGUCUGGAAAUGAGGAGGAGGUCUUUACAUUAGUGACUGACAAGCAGACCAAUGAGGUCUCACUUGUCCUUUCAAAGGUCUUGGACUUUGAGCGUGAGAGUGAGUAUAUCCUUGUUCUCAGCGCUCAAAACCCAGUGGCUCUGGUCCGUGGCCGAUACGGACCUGCAUCCACGGCAACAGUCUCCAUCUAUGUUGAUGAUGUGAAUGAAGGUCCAAUCCUGUCUCAAAGCCAUUAUGAGGUGACUGUCAGAGAGGGCGAGGAACCAGGACGGGUUAUCGCCACCAUCCGAGGUUAUGACCCUGAUUCUCACCCAAUCAGAUAUUCUCUUCAAGGGGACACCAAGAAAUACUUUUCAAUAGGGAAGUACUCUGGUGAACUAAAGACUGUGCAGGCCCUUGACAGAGAGGAGAACAGCACAUACACCAUGGAGGUCAUUGCAAUGGAUGGGCGAAACUCUUCCUUAACUGCGUCCACGCUGGUGACCGUCCAUAUCCUGGAUGUGAAUGACAACAGUCCGGUUCUGGUCGGAGACUAUUCAUGGAAGUACCUGUGUACGCCUCGCUGGGAGGACCAAGCUCUGGUGCUGGCCUCACGGGACAGUGAUGGGCCACAGCAUGGCGGACGACUCAACUUCUCCCUGCGCAGUGAUGCCACAGUCCGACGUAACUGGAAGCUAACACCUAUUAAUGAUACUCACACCAACCUAUCCUUAAACAUCCCGUACCUGGCCCCUGAGGUCUACACUGUACCUUUCACCAUCUCUGACAGUAGCUCUCCUCCCAGGAGCACCUUCAUCAACUUGCCAGUGACAGUGUGUCCCUGCAAUGUCAGAGGGAAUUGCAAAAUGGCUGUCAAGCAGCUGCAGGGCAUGCCAACUAUUCAAUCUGCAGUGGGCAUUCUGCUUGGCACCUUUGCAGUCAUAGGAACCAUCCUCAUUGUUAUAUUUGUGAGACUCUCCUAUCAGAACCCCAAACAGCAGAGUAAAACUAACCAGGAGAGAGUUCCUCUGAAGAUUUAAUUAGGAUGCUACUGUAUUAUCUGCCAUGCCUACUGCCCUGGCCAAUGUAACAAUGUUGCUUUCAGGGCACUGAAUUCAUGAAAUGACCAUGAAUGUCUAAAAGUGAAUGUAUAUUGCAGUUACUGGAUCGAAGUUCAGAUUUACACUGACCUCACUGAAAAAUAACAAGAAUUUUGGCUUAGUCAAGAUGUGUAAUGUAUGUUAAGUGCUUAGGCCUGUGCGAUGUUGACUUAUGUUUGCUUAAGUUUGUCCUUUUUUAUUGCUACUGACCUAUUAAUUAGUUUCAAAAUGGUGCCUAUUUACUACAACAGAGUAUCAGGGCAACAAGUUAGGGAAACAAUCAGAGAUUUCGAAAAUAAAGUCAUAAUAUUACAAGAAAGAAGUUAUAUUUCAAGACUCAAGUUGUAAUUUUACCCCGCGACCAUGUACACAGGAUGAGUUUUUGUUUAGAAAGUGAAGUUUCAAGUCAUACCUUUAAAAAAGCUCAUUUAUUUCUUACACAUUUUUGACUUUUUAUUUUCAAAAUAUUGCGACUUUGUUUAAAAAAACACAACCUGUUUUUCCCUCUAACCUCGGCCCCCAUACUCUGUCGUAAUUUACCCUGCAUGUAGCCUAUUUAUCCGUCACAACACAUCUGGUCAUUGAACUAUGAUGUUAUCACCUUUAUUCCUAAUUAUGACAAAUUGCAUAUGUAUGUAAAACCAUACAUCAGAAGAAACAUGUCUGUAAAUGCUGAGAUGUCAUUUAAUCUAAUUUAACACAUCAACAGAAUUAAAACAUGUUGCAAGCA